Malurus melanocephalus (red-backed fairy wren) is the source of this 3299-nucleotide messenger RNA. It is a transcript of the gene POPDC1, whose product is annotated as blood vessel epicardial substance. Gene Ontology annotation, cellular component: sarcolemma. Lineage: Eukaryota; Metazoa; Chordata; Aves; Passeriformes; Maluridae. Gene Ontology annotation, molecular function: cAMP binding. The record is from RefSeq and is a predicted model, not a curated record.
CCUAUUUUAGUCACAGCCGCGGCUCCGUGCCCGCCGGCGGCGAGCGGCAGCCCGAGUCCGUCCCGUCCGGGCGGCCGGGAAACUUUCCCGCGGCGCCGGGCAGAUCAGAUGAAGCUACAGAUGACAUGACCAAAGUCAAAACAAUGCAUGAACGGAUGAGAAACAGCAUUGAGAACAUUAUCUGCCUAGUUGCUGGAAAUCCUAGGUGUGACUUCACUACCAAGAGAUCCUGAUGUUGUGUGAUCAUUGAGCAGUGUUUGCAAGAAUGGAAAAGCAAAGGACCUCACUGGCUGCAUCUCAUCAAUAAAAAUUCCCAAGAUUCAGCUAAAUUGAAAAAUUAUUCCAGCCAUGGGAGAAAAUGCAAGUUUUUGGGAAAGUUUGAUAUAUGCACAUCCUACAUGUACCACCUGGAAGCAAGAGGCAGAGGGAUCUAUUUACCACCUAGCCAGCAUUCUCUUUGUUGUGGGCUUCAUGGGUGGAAGUGGAUUCUUUGGGCUUCUCUAUGUCUUCAGCUUGCUUGGACUGGGCUUUCUCUGCUCUUCUGUUUGGGCUUGGCUGGAUGUCUGUGCUGCUGACAUAUUCUCCUGGAAUUUUGUCCUGUUUGCCAUAUGCUUCGUGCAGUUCAUUUACGUUACCUACCAAGUUCGGAGCGUUGCCUUUGACAGAGAAUUCCAGGAACUCUACAGUGCUCUCUUCCAGCCUCUGGGAAUUUCCUUGACUGUGUACAGGAAGAUUGUCUUGUGCUGCGAUGCAGAAGUGAUUACCCUGGAGAAGGAACAUUGUUACGCCAUGCAGGGCAAAACACCAAUUGAUAAACUGUCCUUGCUUGUGUCAGGCAGGAUCAGAGUGACAGUUGAUGGGGAGUUUCUGCAUUAUAUUUUUCCUCUUCAAUUUCUGGACUCUCCUGAAUGGGAUUCACUGAGGCCAACAGAAGAGGGAAUUUUCCAGGUGACGCUCACAGCCGAGACGGAUUGCCGGUACGUGGCCUGGAGGAGGAAGAAGCUCUACCUGCUGUUCGCUAAGCACCGCUUCAUCUCCCGCCUGUUCUCCAUUCUAAUUGGGAGCGACAUUGCUGAAAAACUGUACGCCCUGAACGACCGGUGCACGUGGGGCAGGGCUUUAGGAGUCUCCAAGAUGAAUGCUACAGCAAUGAGCCCACUCACUGUUACUCCACUCGGUUUUGUUCCAGACUUAAAAAAUGCCACCCUUGAUCCUCUCAAUGAGACUGCAUGUGAAAACUGGAAAGAGAUUCAUCAUCUUGUUUUCCAUGUGGCAAAUAUUUGCUUUGCAGUUGGACUGGUUAUUCCAACUACUUUGAAUCUUCACAUGAUUCUUCUGCGAGGCCUGCUCACCAUAGGAUGUGCAUUAUUCAUCAUUUGGGCYACACUCUAUCGUUGUGCCUUGGACAUAAUGAUCUGGAAUGCUGUGUUUUUGGUUGUCAACCUUUUACAUUUCAUAUACCUGGUGUAUAAAAGAAGACCGAUCAAGAUAGAGAAGGAGCUUAGCAGCCUCUACAAGAGAAUGUUUGAACCUCUCCAUGUGCCUCCAGAGCUCUUCCAAAGACUAACUGGACAAUUCUGCAACAUUCAGACUUUAAAGACAGGUCAAGCCUAUGCAGCAGAAGAUAAAACAUCAGUUGAUGAUAGGCUAAGCAUCCUGCUGAAGGGGAAAAUGAAGGUGUCUUAUCGAGGACAUUUUCUGCAUAAUAUUUACCCCUGUGCCUUUAUAGAUUCUCCUGAAUUUCGAUCAACGCAGAUGAACCGGGGUGAGAAAUUCCAGGUCACCAUUAUUGCAGAUGAUAACUGCAAGUUCCUGUGCUGGUCCAGGGAAAGGCUGACUUACUUUCUGGAGUCUGAGCCAUUUCUUUAUGAGAUCUUUAAAUACCUUAUUGGCAAAGAUAUUACAAAUAAACUUUAUUCAUUGAAUGACCCAACUUUAAAUGACAAGGCUUCAAAGAAGAUUGAUCGUCAGCCCAGCCUUUGCUCUCAGCUCUCUGUGAUGCAGAUGAGGAACAGUAUGGCCAGUACCAGUGACAGCGAGGAUGGCUUGCAGAUGUUUCUUCGUGGGACUUCCUCUGCAUCCUCUCUUCUGACAGGUCCAGCAGAACGCCUUCCCUAGCUGCCUCACCGAUCRCUUGUGCGAAGAAAUUGUCUGCUGCGUUCCAGAAAUCUCCUGGACUACCUGCUUCCAACCCUAUUGCCUUUCCACCAGAUCCUGGGGUGGUUAAAAUUCCCCACAAAUACCAAGGCCUGUGAUCCAGUUGUUGAAAGAAGGUUUCCUUCUGCUUGCCCUUCUUGAUCAGGCACCCUGGAUCAGAUUCCUGCCACGAAGUCUCCUGUGUUGGUCUGUUCUCUGAUCUUUGCCUUUAACCCCCGAGUGGCUUUUCACCUGUUCCACACACAGCAAAGCUCCGUGGAACUGAGGCUGCUCCUUUGCAUAGAGAGCCUUGGGGUGAAUUUGUACACUUGGAAAGAAAUUGUCAAACUGUGUUUGUGCCAUUAGUUAGAAUUAAAAUAUCUCUUUCAGGCUUAACAGCAAAAUUCUUACACCAGUAUUUCAGCUUUGGAAGAAAAUAAUUGAAAUGCAUGACAAGUUCAGCUGUAAUUAUGUAAAUCCCCAAGAUGCAUUUAUGCUUAGCACAUACUUGAUAAAUACACUUUUCUCUGUUGUACUUUUCCUUGGUUUAUGAACUUCUUUUUGUUUUUGUACACAGGGUGUGCUUUCCCUGAAAGAGAGAGGUUUAUGUGUCUUUUAUGUUCUGAAAUUCCUCAGCCCAGCUGAGGCAGCAGCCUCCCAAGURCUUUCCCUUGCUUUUGGGGAGGCAGAGGGAUUGUCACUACACAAGUGCAACAUAAGCCUCAGGAAAUAGUUAUUUAUUUCUCUUUGCAUUUUGAUUGUGACAYUUCUGACUCCUGUAAAAGGUUUAUUUAUCUGCUCGAACUGCAUUGCUUCAAUCCUUGUUUUUGCCAAGAUUGCUUGUUAGUUAUUCCUGCGUGCUGUCAUUGCCAAUGAUGGCGUCACUACCAAGGUGAGCUCUGCUUAAAGAUUUGUAUUCAAUGUGGAUUGUGGCCAUGUAUGCACUUCUUUUCUGAUCACAGGAAAAACAGAACAAAAAAUCUGUCAUUCAUGUUACCACUGCUGUGUUUUCAAAAAACUUCUCCUGGGUGCUCUCAGUGCAGCAGUCAGGGUAUUUUUAUCUGGGAUUUUUUUUUUAAGAUUUAGUAUGAAGCGCGUGGUGAGGUUUAAAGAUCCGGUGCUGUUCCCUGGAGCCUCCUUCUACAGGCAUACAUUUGUUUAUU